AUGGAAGCUGAGGAAGACUUCCCUCGUUCAAGCGAGGUGGUGCUGCAGCCGCUAGGGGAGCCCAGGCGGCGCAGUCGUGCCGCGGCUCAGCAGGCUCAGGCGCCCAGCCUCUUCGCGCGGCCGCAGCCGAAACGCUCGGCGAAGCUAGCCGAUCAGCGGGGCCGGCUGCCCACACUCGAAAGCCUCGAAGCCGGGUCGUUGGUACUCGGCAGCGUAGCCGUCGUGGCGCCCACCGGGCUACGGAUCCACCUCCCCGGCGGACUCAGCGGAUUCGUGCGCUCUUCGGACGUUGUAGACGGUGCGCAGGCGGCCAAAAGCCGGCCGGACCACGUCACCCAGGGCUCAUUCAGCGUAGGCUCCCACGUGGUAUGCUCCGUGCUGGAGGUGAAGAACGGGUUCGCGUACCUCAGUAUGCGGCCUUCUGUCAUCAACAAGGGGCUAUCUCUGGCCACGAUUACGCCGGGGAUGCUGCUGCCAGCCUCUCUGGUGGCCCACGAAGACCACGGAAUCCUGCUCUCCUUCAACCUGGCGGGAGCGGACGACGUCCGGGGCUUCGCCAAGUACGACGAUGAGCAGACGGCAGGUACACCCGCCGCUGCUAGUGAGGAUGUUGACGCCGAUGAUGAUGCGAAGGAUGCUGCAGCAGAGGAUGCCAAAUCAGGCAAGGGUGUUGAGGCCAGCGGAGGUAAACAAGCUGCCAAGACCAAUGGUGGUAAACAAGCUGCCAAAAAGGGGCGCAGUUUCGAUUCGUUGCGCAGCUUGCCGCUGGGUUCGACCGUGUACGUGGUCGUCGACUCCGUCAACGUCGCGCGCAAACUGGUAUCGUGCAAGUGGCCGUGGCAGUGCGAUGUGCCGGUAUCCACGGAUUGCCAGCUACCCAUACUCUGCGUGCGACCAGGCCUGCUGCUGGUGGGCGAGAUAUCGGAUAUACACUAUCCAGCGUCCGCACUCAGCGGCAACGCGGAGUUCAAGGUGAACUACGGUUUCGACGUCAAGUGCCUCAACGGCCUGACUGCGACAGUGCCGGCGGUUCACUCAGUGGUGAGCUAUUCGCCACGGCGCCCUGAAGACAACACGGAUGACGGGGAAAUGGAAUCCGAUGAUGAAAAGGAGGCCGACGUUGAUGCGUCCACUGCGGACGGUAAAUCGAAGGUGAAACGGAAGUCGAAGACGUAUGCGCUUCCAGGUGCGGAAUCGGAUUCGCCGUUGGGCUUAGAGGACCACGUUGUAGGACGCGUUUUGUACGUCAAUCACUGGCAGAAGACGGUGUACGUGUCGCUGCUUUCCGACAUAGUCAACUGGAAGGGCCCGAAGGGUCACCCUCACCAGCUGAUUUAUAGCGGGCGCAAGACGUACGGCAAGGUGCUGAGAAGCAUCCCCGGACACGGUGUCGUAUUUGCGCUGUGCAGGGUGAGGAACGACGGGCAGCUGGCUCGGAAAGGUGGGCCCGAGGCACUGAAUUACACGUAUGGUGAUCUCGGAUACUGCGACCCGUCGAAUCUGUGUGACGAAGGUAAAGACGAUUCUGACAAGUCAAUGGGCGCGAAGGGGACUUCAGCCCCUCAAAUCGCCCUGGCAUUCAGCUCUGGUAGCGUGCACGCUGCGGCCGAGCUGGAAUUCGACUACCUGACGCGUUUUGUCCGUGUUAGCAUGCGCGAGUCACUGCUCACCGAAACCGCGUUGUCGCCGUUUCAGCUGCGGGGUGGCACGUCGGUGAAGGGCGUGAUAACCAAGGUGUCGAACUCCGGGGUCAGUGUCCGGCUGUCGAAGCUGGUCCACGGAAAGGUCCAGCUGGAGCACCUCACGGAUGUCCCGUUACCGCACGUGCCGGAUAACAUGGUUGUAGGCGGCACUUUGAAGUUGCGGGUGUUGCGGUAUGACCACGUUCACAGCGUAUUGCUGCUUACGGCGAAGCGCAGCAUGCGCAAGGAUCCCGCCCCUUUAACGUCGUUCCAGCAGACGGCUGUGGGCAAGGAGUUUCUGGGUUACAUUUGGCGAGUUAAACGCACGGGCGAAAAGGACUCGAAGGCAAAGGAUAAGGUCGACGAGACAGUGUAUGUCAGAUUCUACAACGAGCUGCAGACAACACUGGAUCAGAGCGAGUUGCGCGAAGCGGAGCUACAAGGGCUGGACAUGAGCCACGGAGCCCUCGUUAGAGCUGUGGUCACGCGGGCUGAUGCCCGCCGACGCGCCUUUUACGUGACGGUAAGGCACGACAAGAUGGCCUCGCUUAAGGCGCUCGCUCGCGCCCGCUCCAAGCGCCAGCGUGAGAUUCGACGCGCAGAAUGCAAGAAGGUAUUCACCAACUACGUGAGCUCGCGCAAACGUAGAAAGGCGGAGGCCUGA
Babesia bigemina is the source of this 2346-nucleotide messenger RNA. Its product is annotated as programmed cell death protein,putative. NCBI's taxonomy places the organism in Eukaryota, Apicomplexa, Aconoidasida, Piroplasmida, Babesiidae. Gene Ontology annotation, molecular function: RNA binding. Gene Ontology annotation, cellular component: small-subunit processome; nucleolus. The record is from RefSeq and is a predicted model, not a curated record. The transcript has a single exon. Gene Ontology annotation, biological process: rRNA processing. The coding region runs from base 1 to 2346 and encodes 781 amino acids.